Messenger RNA from Cladocopium goreaui, 1858 nucleotides. Lineage: Eukaryota; Dinophyceae; Suessiales; Symbiodiniaceae. The record is from the annotation of a GenBank genome assembly.
CCUUGCCUGGCCGUGUGUCCCUCACAGUGUCCACACCGUCAGGCCAAAGUUGCACCAUUGCAGCAUUGGCAUCUGGGCGUGUGGAUCAAUUGCAUGUAGCCAUUGAGAGAGCGCUGAAGAUCCCCAGAGUUGUACAGAGACUGAUCUGUGAAGGCAGGGAGAUUUACAGCAAGCACUACUUGGCCGAACUUCGGCUCGAGGAUGGAAGCAUUAUCACUGUCGUGAACGGGUUGGCCACAGAAGCCAGAGGAAAUUGUGGAAAAGUUGAAGCUGGCAGAAUCCACAACAGCAACACAUGCUCUUGCAGCAGCAGUAGCACAGUGCUUGGAGCACGAGGACAGCUCAGUGAAAGUUGCUGCACUAAGCCAGCUCUCAUGGAUGGGCCGAGUUGCUGCCCCUCAUGCUGCUGCAAUUGCGAAAAUCUUACAGAAUGAGGAGCGGGGAAUUCGUGCAGCAGCUGCUGAGGCACUUUCGUGGUUAGAAGAGGCAGGUGCGGCUUAUGCUGCUGACAUUUUGGCAUUUACAUGCCUGCCACUCGGGCGCUUUGGGCAUGUUUCCAUCAUGUCAAGGGCGAAGAAGGCCAUAGCGGCUUUCUUUAUGUCGGAAUUGCCUAGCACCCGCCUGACUGCGAUGAAAUCCAUCAUCGGAUUGCUGGAGGACAAAGACAACCCAGCAACUCCCCCAGAAGAGCUUCAGCGCAACCGCUUUAGUUUGCCCUUGAUUUGUGAAGCGUUUUUCGAUCCAUCUGCGGAUAUCCGAAAGACCGCUGCUUCGUUCUUGGUGAGUCGUAUCCCCGUAUUCUCAGCUGAAGAUGGAAGCCAGCCCGUAUUAGUUUUGAGGGACGAAUUGAUUCUCCAAUUCCUCAGUUUUGGUGAGCGCAUCAAUUUGGAAGCAGAGCUGGCAGAAGAUGCCGGCAUUGUAGAGGCUUGUAGGGACAUUGCCAGAAAGUUGGACGCCUCCUGGCCGAAAUGGGCCGGAUGGCAGGAAGGUCUGGAUGAUCCGGACUCUUCAGUUGAAGCUGCAACGUGCGAAGUGUCAGUGUCGAUGGUGCAGUUCUUGCGGCGGAGGUUCUGUGAAUGGCAACAUCUUCAGACCCAGGACGGACGGCCUGCACGUUUCCAGCUAGAGGCGGUCUUUGACUUGCUUCACCCUAUGGUGGAAGACGGGUUGCGCAGCCGCAAGUGGCAGGUGCGUCAAGCAGCGGUGGAAAGUCUCAUCUCUCUUGAGCCCUUUGGAGUUAAUGCAUUGGUUGCACUGAUUCUUGCCCAGCAGAAGGAAAAAGAGAAGCAAGUCUUGGAAACGAUGGCCAGGUUCUUUGCCAAAUACGGCUGUGACUAUGAAAACAACCAACAGUUGUUCUACUAUUUUGAUCAUUUUGAUUGCUGGUGCUCAGAUGAGUCUGAUGGAGACUAUGCGGAGUACCUGGAAGAGGAAGAAGAGUGGCAGCUGCGGGACAAGAACGGGGGAUAUUCAAAGUCGCAUCUCAGCCGCAGUGCGAGGCACAAUAAAAAGCAUGGGGCGGAUUCCUCACGAGAUCCUGGAACCGAUGCACGGCAAAAGAGGUGGCAGAGGCUAACCAAGCCAGAAGAGACUCAGAACUUCGCCGAAUCCAAACGCAAGAGCUCAAGAGACAAAGAGCGGGACCGGCGGCUAAAGUCUGCGAUGCUGGGACAAGAGCUCUCGAAAUUUGCCAUGGACCAUGCCUGAAGUGCCUGAAGGGCAUUGACGGCUGUGAUUGUUGCUAGCUGUUAUCCGAUCUAUCCUUCACAUGGGGGCCAGAUUGGCCAAUCUACCAUUGAUAUCAUUGAUAUAUAUAUAUUGAUAUCUAUUGAUCGCUUGUACAGUCAAUGCCUUAGAG